UUUUAAUUUGAAAGUCUGAGUCCAGACAGGAUUGUCUCUGCACAAGCUCAGGAAGUCUAUCUGUUUGGCUGGAGCCGCAUGUAAUUUUUUUUUUUUUUUUUUUAAAUACUGAAAGCUUUCUAUUUUACAGACAGAAGGUGUCACUAUCAGUGUGUUAAACAUGGCAACAGAUCUGGCCUUAGUCCCUAUUGUUGUUCAGCUUCUUGUUGAUUUGGUGACAAGUGACAACAUCAACUUCUACAAUCUCAUGCCUGCUCUAGAAGCUACCCCGUACCCCAAGAGUUUCAAGUGCUUCACAUGUGAACAGGCCUCAGACAACUACAACUGUAAUCGCUGGGCAGAAGAUGUAUGGUGCCCUCAGAAUUCCCAGUACUGCAUGACAGUACAUCUCUUCAACCAUCAUGGGAAGACAAAGUUUGUUACCAAAAGAUGUGCAGUGCAUGAAGAAUGUCUGUUAGUGGGCUGUAGACAUCACAAAAAUGGACAUUACAUAGAGUGUGUAUCUUGCUGUGAAGGGAUGGUUUGUAACAUAGAACUGCCAACCAAUCACACUAAUGCAGUGUUUGCUCAGAGCCAAACACACAGUUCAGUGGCACCCACUUUCAGGACCCGGGAUUCUGUGUUCCUGCUGAUCCCAGUUCUCACUGGACUGUUACCAUUUUGAUACUCACCCUUAAGAACCUGUUCAGUGAUGAACAGUAUUCAAAAGAAUGAGUCAUCGCCACGGAGACAGCAUCCACCAUGGAAUAUUGCUACAUCUGUCAUGGGCAAAGUCCUCAGUGGGAAAGACUACAAAUGAAAUGGAAGACAUGAUUUGGACUCUGAAAAGAGAAAGCCAGUCAGCCAGUUGUGCAAGCACUGUGUACUGUCCUAUCAGAUUUGAUCUGUCAAUGGAAUACUAGUACUGGUUACUAAUGAUGUGCUAAAUAGGACAAGAAAACUGACAUUUAGCUGCUAAGGCAGUGGAUGUUUCUUUCGAUGCAUCCGAAACUGGAUUUGUAUUGACCAAAUUGAGGCUGAAACUGAGCACUGAAAGCCUCUAUGUGGGCAGGACAGCCUUGCUUGAUGGCUCUGAUCCCAGAUUCUGUCAAAUAACCCAAGCACAGCAAUGAGAAGGUGUGGAACGUAUUGUUCUAGUUUUCGGAACAAAAGCAGAAGUCUCUAAAAGAGAUCUUGACUGCUGCAUGAAUAUCUCAAUGCUUUAAAGGCAUAGUUCACCCAAAAAUGAAAAUUCCCUCAUCAUUUACUUGCCCUCAUGCCAUCCCAGAUGUGUAUGACUUUCUUUCUUCUGCACAACACAAACAAAGAUUUUUGGAAGAAUAUUUAAGCUGUAGGUCCAUACAAUGCAAGUGAAUGGUCGGAUUGGUUGCUAAAACUAUGAAGCUCCAAAAAGUACAAAGGCAGCAUAAAAGUAAUCCAUAAGACUCAAGCAGUUUAACCCUUCUGAAGCGAUCUAUUUGAUUUUGGGUGAAAACAGACCACAGUAUAACACCUUUUUCCAGCCUGAUCUCAUGAAAUGUAUGUGACCCAUGGCAGCAAUUUUGCAAAACAAAAUGAGUGCUUUACAAGUUUGGCUGCAGUUUCUCAGUGAAAUGUCCAGCGGGGGGCGUCAAAAAGGAUUGAAAUAACGUUGUAAUCAGAUGAGGUUUUUAAGGUGAAUUUUAGAUGGGUGUUUUGAUGAGUAAAACAUACCUCCCUAACCUAAAACUUUAGCCUUAAUGUAACCAGUAGUGUCCUAAAUGAUAAAUGAGAGGUGAACAAAAUAGACAUCCUUAACCAACGCCUAAACCUAACCGAUAGUGUUAAAAUGCAAAUGCGACAUGAAAAGCAAAUUUUCUGAAGCAACCACAUUGUUUUGUGUCGCUUCUAUGGCACUUUUGAUUUACUUUCUCUUUUGUUUCAAGCGUCCUUGGCUGGUCUUGGAACUCAUUGAAUAAAACACACAGUUGUUGUAGCGCUUCUAGUGUUUAUUUCACCAGGAAACUUCGACGAAACAUAGAAAGGGGCAAAUGUACCUAUAGUAAUGUUAAUUCAAUGAGAUUAGAUUGUCCUUUUCACUGUAAAUCUUGCCUUUGCAGUCUCUAGGCACCAUCAUGAUUACAAGCUCGAUUGCACUUCUUGAUGCAAGAUAGCGCUAGGAGGUGUAAUCAAGCUUUAAAUCAUGAUCACCAAGAAGACUGCUAUGCCAAGGUUUAUAGUGAAAACUGAUUGGAUUACUGUCGAAGACAUGGAUUAAAUCACAGGAAUUGAAUGGAUUACUUUUUACUGCAUCUAUGUGCCUUUUGUAGCAUUAAAGUUCUGGCCACCAUGCACUUGCAUUGUAUGGACCUACAGAGCUGAGAUAUUCUUCUAAAAAUCUUUGUGUUCUGCAGAAGAAAGAAAGUCAUACUUAUCUGGGAUGUAUUCCUGUAUGAACAUGGACCUGGAUAAAUCACUGAAAAGCUCUAAUGAAUUAAAUAAUUAAAUGUGUAUAGUUUGGGUCAUUCUGAUUUGACUAGCAGGCAAAUACCUUUUUUUUCUUAGUAUUUAUUAUUCAAAACAAAAUACAUGUGCACUGACAUUUCCUUUAAAAAAUGAAAUUGGCCAAUAAAACUGAAUUUGAUUUAAAAAUAUUCUUCUUUCAAGUACACUCUGGUUGCCAAAAUUAUUUGAUAUUACCUAUAGUCAGUACAUAUUAAAAUAAAUAUGGGACAUAUUUGUUUGCAAGUAAACAAAAUAAAU
Molecule: messenger RNA, 2721 nt
Organism: Myxocyprinus asiaticus (Chinese sucker)
Lineage: Eukaryota; Metazoa; Chordata; Actinopteri; Cypriniformes; Catostomidae
Product: ly6/PLAUR domain-containing protein 6B-like
Exons: 5
Coding region: 161-664 (167 amino acids)
Molecular function (GO): acetylcholine receptor regulator activity
Source: RefSeq, a predicted model, not a curated record